AUGAAACUGUCUAGUUCUCUGUGUCCUCUUGACCAAAUAUCUGUGAUAUGUCUGAAAUGCUGCCCAUAUUUGAGAUAUUUAACCGAAAUUAUCCAAGCUGCCUGGUCCUCUGGUUCUGUUCCAUCAGAAUGGAAAAAAGCGUGUACGAUAUUGAUCCACAAAAAAGAAGAUACUGACAAUCCCACUAAUUUCAGACCAAUAACUCUACAAUCUGUCCCACUCAAAGUAUUUACAUCAUGUCUUCAUAAUAAAAUAUUCACUUUCCUAGCUGAAAACAAUUACAUAGAACAUAACAUCCAGAAAGGUUUUACUCCUAACAUUGCAGGAACUAUUGAACACACUGCUCAUAUGGCGCAUAUAAUCAACACAGCCCGUAUAAAACAAAGAUCUGUUGUAAUUACUUUGCUUGAUCUUAAGAAUGCUUUCGGUGAACUCCAUCAUAAUCUCAUUCACAAAGUCCUUCAGUAUCAUCACAUCCCAGGUCAAAUAAACAACCUAAUACAAAGUCUUUAUACAAACUUCCAAACAUCCAUUAUAACAGAACAGUUCAGUACUCCUUUUAUCACAAUCGGACGUGGCGUUUUACAAAGUGACUGUCUCAGUCCUCUCUUAUUCAAUAUGUCCUUUAACACAUUUGUUCAGCACAUAAAAUCUGAGAAAUACACCCAGCUUGGCUUUUGGAAAUUGAAUAAAACUGGUAUUCCGUGCAACCCUAUCCAUUGGUUUCAAUUCGCAGACGACGCGGCUGUCAUCAGCAGCCAAGAAAAUGAAAAUCAAAUUCUGCUCAUUCGUUUCACAGUAUGGUGUCAAUGGGCCAAUAUGAUAUGUGUUGACAAGCACUCUUCAUUUGGAAUUAAAAAACACUUAUCUAAGUCUAUCCAGUACCAACCUAAGUUGUUUGUUAAUAACCAACUUAUACCCUGUAUCGAACUUGGAGAAUCUUUUCGCUAUCUUGGUUGUUGUUUCGAUUUCAACAUGUCCGAUGAAAGACACAAAUCCGAAUUGUGUGAUCUGUUUACUGAUAUUAUAUCAAAAAUUGAUAAAUUACCUUUACACCCCCCAAACAAAAUUCUUCUAUAUAGUCGCUACUUACUCUCAAAAAUCUCAUGGAACUUAACAAUAACCGAUUAA
Paramuricea clavata is the source of this 1131-nucleotide messenger RNA. The record is from the annotation of a GenBank genome assembly. Lineage: Eukaryota; Metazoa; Cnidaria; Anthozoa; Malacalcyonacea; Plexauridae.